Molecule: messenger RNA, 1814 nt
Organism: Magnolia sinica
Lineage: Eukaryota; Viridiplantae; Streptophyta; Magnoliopsida; Magnoliales; Magnoliaceae
Product: glucan endo-1,3-beta-glucosidase 11
Exons: 3
Coding region: 274-1527 (417 amino acids)
Biological process (GO): carbohydrate metabolic process
Cellular component (GO): plasma membrane
Molecular function (GO): hydrolase activity, hydrolyzing O-glycosyl compounds
Source: RefSeq, a predicted model, not a curated record
UUUUAGGGAAGAAAGAAAAGAUAAAGGAAGGAGAGAGAAAGAGAGAGGGAGCUGUCAGAAGCUCCGAGACUGAAAGAGGGUAACGGCUGUUAACGGCGUAUCUGUUUCACCACGUGAUCUCCUGAAGUAGAUGAAUGGAGCAUGCGUCAAGAUUCUUGCCGACAACAAUCUCCAGACAUUAACGGCAUACCUGACGCCGUUUAAAUCACUCCCUCACACCUGCCUCUCUAUCUCUUUCUCAACUGACGGAGAUAUCUUCUCUUACAAGCAUACAUGGCAAAGUACGGAUUCAUCAGCUUCUCUUCUCUUCUCUUCCUUCUCCUUUCAGGUUUUACCAUCACAGCAUCCUCAGCUCCGAUCGGCAUCAACUACGGCCAGAUUGCCGACAACCUCCCCUCGCCGGAAUCCGUCGUCCCCCUCCUCCGCUCCAUUGGCGUCGGCAAGGUGAAGCUCUACGACGCCGAUCCCCGCGUCCUCCGCGCAUUCGCCGACACCGGAAUCGAAUUCGUCGUCGGCCUCGCCAACGACUGCCUGUCCAAGGUCCGCGACCCGUCGAAAGCUGUGAACUGGAUUAAAUCAAACGUCGUUCCCUACCUCCCGGCUACCAAGAUCACGUCGAUCACCGUGGGAAAUGAGAUCCUGACCAGCAACGACACGGCCAUGAUAGAGAACCUCCUCCCUGCGAUGAAGGGCAUGCAAUCCGCGCUCCAAACCCUAGGCUUGUCGAAGCAGAUCACAAUCACCACCGCUCAUUCCCUGGCCGUGCUCGAGACCUCGUAUCCGCCGUCCGCCGGAUCGUUCCGUAGCAAUAUGGUGCCCUACAUUUCACCAAUCCUCAACUUCCAUGCCAAAACCGGGUCCCAGUUCUUGAUAAACGCCUAUCCCUAUUUCGCAUAUAAGGCGAAUCCGAAGCAGGUCCAGCUCGAUUUCGUGCUGUUCCAGCCAAACAGAGGCGUCAUUGAUCCGGUCUCGAAUCUCAAGUACGACAACAUGUUGUUCGCUCAGAUCGACGCGGUGUACGCCGCACUGGCGACAUUGGGGUAUGGACGGCUGAGAUUGCAGAUAUCAGAGACAGGGUGGCCGUCGAAGGGGGAUGAGAACGAGGCGGGGGCCACCUUGGAGAAUGCGAGGAAAUACAAUGGGAAUUUGAUGAGAGUGAUGAUGGAGAAGAAGGGAACGCCGAUGCGGCCAAAGGAUGAAUUGGAUGUGUAUGUCUUUGCUCUGUUCAAUGAGAAUUUGAAACCGGGGCCUGCUUCGGAGAGGAAUUACGGGCUGUUCAAGCCUGACGGAACGCCGGCAUAUCAGUUGGGAAUUGGGGCUGUUAAUGGCAGUAGCAGCAGCGACGGUAAUGGAGGUUCUGGUGGAGAUGUUGGUGUAGGAGCAGUUACGCCGUCGCCGGAGGGUACGACGACGGGGUAUUUUACCAUCUCAGCUGCUGAGGGGAAAUUGCGAUUUGGUGGAGUUGGGCUUUGCUUGCAGCAAGGAGUGCCUUGGGCCUGCCUGAGUUUGAUUCUACUACUUUUCUGAAUUCUGGGUGUGCUGAGAAAUGAAUGGAAAGAGAUUGCUCCUACGUUGCAUGCAGAUCAUGCUGCAGGUAGGUUAGAUUAUAUUAGAUUAGAUUAGAUUAGGAGAGAGAGAGAGAGAGAGAGAGAGAGAGAGAGAGAGAGAGAGAGAGAUCAACCACAUUUUAUUCUUGUUAGUCUUAAGAAUUUCCUUUGUAUGCUUAUCAUUAUUGUUGUUGUUGUUACGAAAUUAGGGAUUGUACUAAUUAAAAUCAAUAGCACCCCUAAGAGGGUUACAAUCUUCCUUAUUCA